UGAACUUAUCCUAUCCAGCAUUGACAUUGAUGCAAAUGGAGAUUGGGAGUGUCUAGUCAACAAUUCCUAUGGAAAUAGCACAAAACAAGUAGAAAUUGUGGUACUUGAAACAGCUGCACCCUACUGCCCUGCAGAAAGAGUUAUUAACAACAAGGGAGAUUUCAGAUGGCCCAAAACUUUGGCUGGGAUAACUGCUUACCAUCCAUGUCUCCAGUAUUCGUUUAACUCCAUUGCCUUUCACAAUGGCGCAGGAGAGUCUAAGGCGUGGCGUAAAUGUAAUCGAACUGGACGUUGGGAUGAAGAAAACUAUUCUGAAUGUCCUUAUUCACAAGAAGUAACUCAAGUUCUUCAUGCUUUUAGUCAGAUGCACAUCAAUUUGACAACCGUGCUUGAAUUUUCCCGCCAGCUGACAGCCUACACAAGAGGUGCUUCCCACUUCGUGGAUAAAAUGGAUGUAAUAUAUUUGGCUUAUAUAAUGGAAAAGUUAAUUGUCUUCGUGGAUGAAUUUGAAGAUGUUGGGGAUGCUCUCAUUGAAAUUGCCAGCAAUAUAAUGUUGGUCGAUGACCAUGUGUUGUGGAUGGCUCAAAAGGAAGACAAAGCCUGCACCAGGAUUGUACGAUGUGUGGAACACAUUGCAAAUCAAAUACUGACCAGCAAUAUUCAAGUUAUAUCAAAGGUAUCUCGUAAUAUUGCUCUGGAGGCCUUUAUGAUCAAGCCAUCUAGUUUCACAGGAAUGACUUGCACUGCCUUCCAAAAAAUAUCUGCAAAUUCUGACAAGUCAGUGGUGCCUGAUUUGGGAAGCUGGGAAGCAAAUUACCAUCCUGAUCAACAUUUGAAUUUCAAGUGCAACACUGGCAAUUUGAAUAGUUCCUUGGUGAAUUCUUCUACCAGAAAUGCUGUAGCAGUAGCUUCAGUUCAUUUGCCACAGUCUGUCUUCUCUCAGUCUUCAGCCUGGCAAUCUGUUGAUAACUCCACUUGCAAGCUACAGUUUAUUGUCUUUCGGAAUGGAAAACUCUUUCCUAGCACAGGAAACUCAUCAAAUCUUGCAGAUGAUGGGAAACGUAGGACGGUUGCCACACCAGCUGUUUUUGCUAAAAUAGAUGGGUGCAGUUUUGGAAACCUCACCAGCCCUCUUACUAUAGGGUUGAGGCACUUUGCACGGGGUAUAGACCCCAUUGCAGCCUUCUGGGAUUUUGACCUUCUAAAUGGACAUGGAGGCUGGUGGGGAGAAGGGUGCCACAUAAUUAGUUCUGCAGGCAAUAUUACCACCAUUCAGAGUACGCACUUCAGUAACUUUGCAGUGCUAAUGGAUUUUAAGACAGUGCUGUCUUUCCCCCAGUACCCAGGGGAGUUUCUGCACCCUGUGGUAUAUGCAUGUACUGCAGUUAUGUUGUUGUGCCUGUUUGCUUCCAUUAUCACCUACAUUGUCCAUCACAGCACAAUCCGAAUAAGUAGAAAAGGAUGGCACAUGCUUCUCAACUUCUGUUUCCAUACUGCUCUUACGUUUGCUGUUUUUGCUGGUGGAAUCAAUCGCAUUAAAUAUCCAAUUAUAUGUCAAGCUGUUGGCAUAGUACUACAUUAUUCUACUCUCUCUACUAUGCUAUGGAUUGGAGUAACUGCCAGGAAUAUUUAUAAGCAAGUCACAAAAAAACCUCAGCCAUGCCAAAACAGUGACCAACCUUCUUAUCCAAAGCAACCGCUACUCAGAGUUAAAGCUUUCAAGGGCCUAUCACUUUGAUGACUGCAACCAACUGUGACAAUACUGCCAUUUUUCACUAAAUGUGCCUGGAUGCUAAUGAGGUGAAUCAAAUUAAUGCAUCAUUGCAUUUUGUGUACUGAAAUGCUGAACCCUAGCACUUCAACAGAUAAUG
Tauraco erythrolophus (red-crested turaco) is the source of this 1871-nucleotide messenger RNA. NCBI's taxonomy places the organism in Eukaryota, Metazoa, Chordata, Aves, Musophagiformes, Musophagidae. The record is from RefSeq and is a predicted model, not a curated record.